AUGGACUACAAGACCCAGCGUUCCUUGAGCGCGCCCUGUGCGAAGCGGGGAGACGGGGCUUUACAGCGGCGGGCUGUGAGGGAAUCCCCAACGUCACCGCCUCGGGAACUCCGGAACCGCGGGAGAGCCGAGCGGGGCCGGAGCUCGGAGCCCGCCGGGCCCUGCCCAGGCGUGUGCGAGGGAGGCGGCCGCCCGGCUCCGCACGCAGAAGCAGCCAAAAUGCUUGAUGAAGAUGAGAUGUUGAAUAAUAUUCCAAAGCCUUCUGUGGUUAAUUUGCCUAACAAGAUAACAGGUUCCUCACAGCCACAAAGCCCAGAAAGGACCAAGAUCCAGUCUACUGCUGCAGAUGGUGUGUCCUACCUAGAUGAAUGUAGAGACAUCAUCAAGGAGCAGUCAAUCCUUGGCCAGAGGAAAAGAAUCCUUCCAGUUUGGAUGUUAGCAGAAAAUUUAAGUGAUCCAAAUCUUUCAGCACCUAUUAUCUGUGGAGAAAACAGUGUCAUCCAUCGAAGUGGAAAAGAAGGAAUAUGCAAAGAUAAAGCCCCAGUGAAAAUAGCAUGGCAAGGAACAAAGCGAUUAAUAUCAUUGGGAAAUUUAGAAAUCAUACAAGCAGAACAAGAUGCUGGAAAAAAGUAUAAAACCUCUGAUCAAGAAGGACCUGCCAUUACAUCCAAGAAAGUGCUAGAACCAUUUUCUGCAAUCACAUUAAGCAACACAGAUAUGAAUACUAUGAAGACUAAUACACAGAGAAAGGAUAUUGCAGAAGAGGAGCUUAGUGAAGUCUCCAAACAUGAAAUCCUCACUAAAGGAACACCAAAUAAAGAAGGCGAGGCAGUGAGAUAUGAGAGUCCUUCCAUUGUCCAAGGCCAUUCAUUCCCUGAGGAGUCUCAAGGAUCCCACUUGGAGUCUAGCUCUGGUUCCACCAGUCCUGAAACUUGGCAUGCUCAAGCAUCCGAUUUAGUUCCCGGAGGCUCAGAAGGAAACAAGGUCAAGAGGACGUCCUGUAUGUAUGGAGUAAACUGCUACAGGAAGAAUCCUGUCCAUUUUCAACACUUCAGCCAUCCUGGUGAUUGUGAUUAUGGAGGUUCACAAGUCCUUGAUGGAGGUGAGACUGAUGACCGGCCUGAGUGUCCCUAUGGGGUGUCUUGUUACAGGAAGAAUCCCCAGCACAAGGUAGAAUAUAGACAUAGUACGCUUCCAGAGGAAGAUGAUGGUGUUGGGCCACCCAGUGAGUGUGACCUGAAUGAUGAAGAGUGUGAGCUCACAGACGAGGAUUCUGACUGGAAUCCAGGAAAGGAAGAUGAAGAGCAAGAAGAUGUAGAAGAGCUUUUACAGGAAGCAAAAAAGAUUAUGAAAGGAAAAAAAUAACUUCUGUAAUAGUAGAAGUCUCACAUAUAUAUUUUUUCUAUGGGAAAAAGUCAGGAACUGAUUAGCACUUAAGUGGUUGUUUUCCUUCUUUCCAUAAGUCUUGCAAAUGGCCUUGAGACAUCAGCCCUCAGUGAGCCAGGUUGUUUUGUUUCCUUUUUUAAAAUUCCUAUUUGCAGCAUCUGGAACUAGCAAUCAGACAAAGAAGUUAAAGAGUAACUGAUAUUUUUCAUAUACUUUGAAUACUGGUAAUAA
Molecule: messenger RNA, 1617 nt
Organism: Jaculus jaculus (lesser Egyptian jerboa)
Lineage: Eukaryota; Metazoa; Chordata; Mammalia; Rodentia; Dipodidae
Gene: Aplf
Product: aprataxin and PNKP like factor
Exons: 8
Coding region: 1-1365 (454 amino acids)
Biological process (GO): double-strand break repair
Cellular component (GO): nucleus; site of double-strand break
Molecular function (GO): 3'-5' exonuclease activity; DNA-(apurinic or apyrimidinic site) endonuclease activity
Source: RefSeq, a predicted model, not a curated record